Grosmannia clavigera kw1407 is the source of this 1530-nucleotide messenger RNA. RefSeq names its product flavohemoprotein. Bases 1 to 1530 code for a protein of 509 amino acids. The record is from RefSeq and is a predicted model, not a curated record. The transcript has 4 exons. NCBI's taxonomy places the organism in Eukaryota, Fungi, Ascomycota, Sordariomycetes, Ophiostomatales, Ophiostomataceae. Gene Ontology annotation, molecular function: nitric oxide dioxygenase [NAD(P)H] activity; heme binding; FAD binding. Gene Ontology annotation, biological process: nitric oxide catabolic process; cellular response to nitrosative stress. Gene Ontology annotation, cellular component: intracellular anatomical structure.
AUGGCUCUUACAUACAAGCAGUCGAAGCUGGUGCGGGAGUCGAUCCCGCACCUGCGCGAGCACGGCGAGCGGAUCUCGUCGAUCUUCUACGCGACGAUGUUGGAUGAGCACCCGGAACUCAGGAGCUACUUCAACACGGUCAACCAGCAGAACGGGCGGCAGCCGCGGGCGCUGACGACGAUUAUCCUGGCGUUUGCGACCAACAUCUCGCACACCAGCGAGCUGAUCCCGCGGCUCGAGCGCGUCUGUCACAAGCACUGCUCUCUGGGCAUCCAGCCGCAACAGUACGCCAUUGUGGGCGAGUAUCUGAUCCGGGCCUUCCGCGACGUGCUGGGCACGGCUAUGACGACUGAGCUGCAGUCGGCCUGGACGGACGCCUACUGCGUGCUGGCGCGCAUGAUGAUGGGCCGCGAGUCGCACCUGUAUCGCAGCUUCGAGACCUGGCAGGGCUGGCGGCCACUGCGGGUGGAGCGCAAGGUGGCCGAGUCCGACGACGUCUACUCUUUCUAUCUGGUGCCGUAUGUCUCGGUGCGGAUGCCGUUGAGCGACGAGAGCGCCAUGGCGCUAUUGGGUCAAAACGGUCAAAACGGUCAGGCCCAAAACGUCCAGGACGGUCAGAACGGUCAGACCCAAAUCGGGCAGGCGGGCCCAGACGGCCGCUUCUACCAGGCGCGACAGUAUUCGCUCAGCGACCGGUGGCGGCCCAACUGCUACCGGAUCAGCGUCAAGCGCGACGAGGGCACGCGGUUUGCCAACGCGGUGUCGUCGUCGUACUUUCACCCGGGCGUGGUGUCCAAUGCGCUGAUCGACAGCGUCGAGGUGGGCGACACGAUCGAGGUGUCGCAUCCGACGGGCGAGUUCUUCCUCAACCCACGACGCGCCGUCACAUACGUCCACGGCACCCACAACGGGCCGCCCGUGUUCGACGCCCAGAUCCGCGACAUCCAGCGGCGCCAUCCGCGUCUGCGCACGGCCUAUUUCUACAGCGGCCGUCCAACGUCCGGAAGGGCUUCUUCGGCCUCGUCAGCCUCGUCGGCACACUCGCUGCGUCGUUUGCGCGUCAGCGGACUCGGCGGCGGGCUCGGCGACUUGGACUUUCACGGCACCUCCUUCUCGGACCAUCACCACUACCUGUCCGUCCAGCCGUCCACGGCACUCGGAUCCCAUGGCGUCGGUCGCUCGCAGACAUACGAGUUUACCGGCCGCAUCGACCUCAGCAGGCUCGUGCCCGGGCUUGCCGAACCGUCAUCGCCCAUGUCCGACCAUACGGAGUCGCCGCCGACACCCACCAACGCCACAGCCGCUGCCCACGGCAGCCUCCACAACAGCGUCGACGACGAUGACCUGCUCUAUCUCGGCAACAACAGUACCGAGUACUUUGUCUGCGGCCCUGAGGCCUUCAUGCUGGACAUGGCCGUCUGCCUGGUGCACGGCCUUGGUGUCAGCCGAAAUCGCAUCCGCUACGAGCUCUUCUCGACCGGCGACAUCGAGACGGCCCAGCAGGACAGCCGCAUGUCCUACAUCCGGUGA